Messenger RNA from Grus americana (Whooping crane), 6660 nucleotides. It is a transcript of the gene G2E3, whose product is annotated as G2/M-phase specific E3 ubiquitin protein ligase. Lineage: Eukaryota; Metazoa; Chordata; Aves; Gruiformes; Gruidae. The transcript has 16 exons. Gene Ontology annotation, molecular function: ubiquitin-protein transferase activity. Gene Ontology annotation, cellular component: nucleus. The record is from RefSeq and is a predicted model, not a curated record. Bases 123 to 2366 code for a protein of 747 amino acids.
GCGGCGGAUGUUUGGGUUUGAAUUGUCUGUCAGUUAGCGCGGGCGGCUUACCGGCGGGGCGGCCGCCGGAGUGCGUUGUUGGCGGGGCUGCCUUCGGGACAGCCAGAAGAACUCUCAUUAGGAUGAGUAAAAACAAUAACUUUGACAUUCAAAGUCCAUUCUGUGUUCUCUGUGGACGAACCGAUGACUGCCCUGAAAAGUAUGGAGAAAAAAGGACCUAUGUGGAAUACAAUCUGACUGUUCAUUAUUACUGUUUGUUGAUGUCAAGUGGCAUUUGGCAGAGAGGAGAAGAAGAUGAAGGUGUAGAUGGAUUCUUAAUUGCGGAUAUUAGAAAAGAAGUAAACAGAGCUGCAAAACUGAAAUGUAAUAUCUGUAAGAAAAAGGGUGCUUCAAUAGGAUGUGUGGAUCCCAAAUGCAAACGAAGUUACCAUUUUCCUUGUGGGAUACAAAAGGAAUGUAUUUUCCAGUUCAUGGAAGACUUCAGAUCUUACUGUUGGGAGCAUAAGCCAGUCCAAAAGUUUCCAGAUAAAGAAUGUAGAGGAACUUCACAGUGUACAAUAUGCCUGGAUUUGGUUGAACAGCUUCCAAUGUACACUGUAUUGAAAAGUCCUUGCUGUAAAAACGCUUGGUUUCAUCGAGAAUGCUUGCAGUAUCAAGCUUUGAGUGCUGGGAUAUUUUUCUUUAGGUGCACAGUAUGUAAUAACAAGGAUAAAUUUCAGAAAGAAAUGUUGAGAAUGGGCAUACACAUUCCAGAAAAGGAUGCAUCUUGGGAACUUGAAGAGAAUGCAUAUCAAGACCUACUGCAAUGUUAUCAACACUGUGACAUUAAAAGAUGUCUCUGCAAGAAAGGAAGAGAUUAUAAUGAACCUGAUAGUAAAUGGGAAAUAAAGCGUUGUCAGUGUUGUGGUUCCCGUGGAACUCAUCUGGCCUGUUCAUCUAUGAAGUCAUGGGAGCAAAACUGGGAGUGCGUGGAAUGCCAGAGUAUCUUUGCAAAAUCAGGGAACUACAGCAAACAGAAAAAGCGUUCUUUGGCUACACCUGAAAAGACAGAUGGGACAACUUGUUUGCUGGAAGAGCCAUCUCCAAAGUGUCCUCGGCAGUCACCUGGAUCUCAACGCAAUUUUCUUCUCCAAUCACCAAAGAUGAUGUGCCAGAACAGCUUGUCACCCUGCUCACACCUAGAACACCAGCUCACACCAGCAUCCAACAGAGUGACGAUGUCCUUAUCUCCACUGAUGUCAAACAGGAACUGGUCCCUGAGGAAAAAGCAAUUAAGAAAGCAACAAAGAGAAGUUUCUAAUAUACUGAAUGAGUUAAAGCUACAAGUUAAUACAAAAACUACAAGGCUUAACAUCAAUGCAGAAAAUAUUUGGAAUAGUGCUUUAAAAGGAUUUAGACAGCGCAAAUUCAGUCCUACAAACACCAUUGAAAUAAAGUUCACAAACUGCAAAAAUAGAUCAAAGACAGAUACUUCUGCUGCAUCAAAACACCAUUUCUUCCAAUUAUUAAUGCUUCACCUUCAGAAUUCAUCACUGUUUGAAGGCUCUUCUGCAAAGAACUUGUCCCUUGAUUUUCAAGCUGUAAGAGAGAAUCUUUAUUUUGAAGCUGGUAAAAUGAUUGCAGUUUCCCUGGUUCAUGGUGGUCCAUCUCCUGGUUUCUUUUCCAAAACACUGUUUGAUUGUCUUGUCUAUGGUCCAGAGAAUGUGAAGCCAGCUUUGGAAGAUGUUGCUGAUGUUGAUGUAGCACAAACAAUAAAAAUGAUAAAAUACGCAAAUAGUCUGUCCAGUCUACAGUCUACAAUACACGACUGUUACGAAUUCCUUGCUGCUGCUGGAUGUUUAAGACCUAUAACAGCUUUGUGUGAUAAGAAUAUGCUGGUGAAUGACAUAUUGACCCAUCAUGUAAUCAAGAGAAUUAUUUCACCCUUAGAAAGCUUUAGGCAAGGUUUGAAGACUCUUGGUGUGUUAGAGAAAAUGCAAAUGCAUCCAGAUGCAUUCUCUAGUAUCUUGUGCCACAAACCUGAAAGACUUUCAGCAGAAACUAUUUGCGAUCUCUUUACAAUCCACUCGUCAUCAGGUGUAAAUAAAGUUGAAGGUGCUGAUUUUUGGAUAGGUUAUUUGCAAGAUGUGGAAAGUGGUGAGUCUGUAGUGACAUUGGAGGAUAUUCUGCUCUUCGUAACAGGCUCUUUUUCUAUACCGCCUAUUGGUUUUGAUCCCGAACCAACUAUUAAAUUUCUGCAUAUAAGGUAUCCUGUUGCAAACAGGCUCCUUAAUUGCUUAGAGCUCCCUAUAACGAAGACAUAUGAGCAGUUUAAAAAUAAAAUGGAGUUCACCAUCAGAAACACACUAAGAGUCGAAAGAGAAUAAAUAUUUUUGCUACUAAAGUGGAUGUCAGAAACUUCAAUUUUCUACAGGAAUGUCUGCUUGCAAGUCGCUACUGUAUUUUUGGACACCAUGCUCCUGGCCUUUUCCCACUUCUCCCCCAAAGAUAUGCUAAAAGUAGUAAUCUUGUAAGAUGGAAAACAAUUUUCAAAUGAAAAUAUACUUCAUCUGUUGAAUCAUCGUCCUGUUUGAAGUUGGCUUUAAGAGUCAGCAGUCUCUUGCAGAAGUACUUUAAAUGUCUACUUGUGCUGUAGACAGGUAUGAAAUGUUACCAAACUCUGUAACAUUCUAGCUAUUUCCCACAGGUAAGUAUGUUGAUUGUAUUACACACGUCAGUAACUUAUUUAUCAAAGUCAAAUCAGGUACAUUUUGAAGAUAACUGCUGUAGAGCUUUGUCUCAAGUAAAACUGUGAUGCAGUUCUUCAGUUGUUCCAUGUAUGUUUUUUCAGUAAUUGUUUUCAUAUUGAUGAUUCCAUUUAUGUUUUGAUGAUUCAUACAAACCUAUGAAAGUUAAGAAACUUGGAGUUUUAAGGUCAUUGUGGUUAGUGCAUUAAAAUAUAAUUAAGGUCUGGAGAAAACCUAGGCAAUAGAAUAAGGCACAAGAACAAAAUCUGGUCAAACUUGAGUUUCUGUUAAAAUCUUUGACAUUUGCACACGUUUCUGCGUUCUACUGUUAUACAUUAGUUUUUAGUUAUACAUACAGCCAAAAUAGUAAAAACUAGAAGUAAAUCUUGAAUAUGCAACAAUAAGUGGUCUUUCAAAAUGAAAUAUAAGGGUUAGACUUAAUGUUGUUGAGUAUGGAAGUAUAAGAAUCUGUUGCUCGUUAGAACACGUUCCUUUGUUUCCCAUGGAAGUCAGUAUUUUCCUAGGAAUAUGCACUAAAACUGUUUGUUAAACUAAAGGCAGUUUACCAUCAAGCUUGUUAGUGUCUGGCGCUUCUCUAGCUUUUAGUCCAAGCUCUUCCUGUUCAGUUGUAGGUGCAUUCUGAGCAACAUCAACUGUAUGAAAUAUAUUUCAAUUCUGCAGUAUUUGUACAAAUAUCAUGAAGCCAUAAAAGAUAAGUAGUGAUAUUCCUACAUGGUAACACUUUAAUAUUACUGAUACUAAAACUAUGAAACUAAAAGAACAUUUAAGUACAUUUUUUUAUAAAUGUAUGCAGGUCUCUCUUGAAAUUACGAUUUCACCCCUAAUCAGUUUAACCACCUAUACCAUGUCCCAAACAUAGGUUGUGCUAUACAUGUAUGUAGAUAGAUAUCUGUAUAUAUCUAUCCACAUUCUUCAAAAUACUGCAAAGUAAUCAGACACUUUUUUUGUUAACAUAGCUUGUUUUUAAUUGAAAAUACAAGCAGGAUUCCUUUUGAAUGCCUUGGCAAGAAAGAAAGUACAUCCACAGUAAAUUUUAAAUGGAUAGGUGCUUCUAAAAAAAUAAUAAUCCAAACUAAUGUGGUUUCAGGUUCUGGUUUAUGGUUCAUUGCACAUACAAUUAACAAAUUGUAUUACUAAAUACUAAUUACACAGCAGUGUAUUGCAAUUCAAGAACUGUGGAAGUGGCAGUCAAGACUCAAUAAAUUUGAGACCAUGCUAUAAAGGGUUGGACAAAGAGGGAUGGGUAUUUAAGUUAUACAGUCCAUUUAACAAUAGGCAGGUAUUUUGAAACCUUUCUUAAACUACUACAGCUUCUCUUUCUUUCUUGAUCUUGGGAGGGGUGUUAAUUUUUUUUAUACAGACUUAUUUCUAUCACUGGGUAACAAGUGUGCAUGCCACUUUUUUUUUUUUAUUUCAAAGUCUAAGUAAAUUAUUGCAAAGCUAAAUCAGGCAUUUCUCACUACUUUCAAAUAGCUAAAACAAUCUAAUCUCAUCAAAGCAGUGGUUUUCUGGUUCUGAGCCAAAAGCAUAUUAAAGUCACCUUCAAAAUAAAUGUGUGAGCUCUUGGAGAAUGUCAUUUGGCUUGUUUAUAUGCCAAGCAUUUUCUCAUUCUCUUCUGGGUUUUUUUUUUUUUUCCUCCAAUAAUAUUCCAUGUUUGUUUUCUUUGCAGAAUUUUUGAAUGUCAUACGGCCAAUAACUUUAUAUUCUUACCCUUCAGAAUGGUCUGUUACCAUUAUAAGGAAGGUGGUUUGUUGCAAAUUAAUUUGCAUAAUAUGGAUUCAUGUUAUAAGUUCAUAUUUUUAAAAUAUAGCAAUGAGUCUCCUGCAGAUAGAGUAUUAUACUUUGAAAAUGAGUGGUGUACUCAGUGCAGUAUUCCUUCUUCUUGCAUAGAGAGAAAUGUCGUCUGUAAUAUUUUAUUUUUCUGUAUGGGAAGUACAGAACUUAUAGAAGUAGCAAGCAGAGUGUGGAUAAUUUUAAGGGACAAUUCUUGGGCUUCUGGUAUCUGCAGUGGCAAGGGAAAUGGUUUAGAACUUGGAACUAAAUAAACUGCAUCUUAAAACCUUCAAUGGAGAAAGAAGUAAUAAGGUAAUAUGAAUAUAAGGCUUCAGAAAGUAUUUGAGAUAAAAAUAGGGUUCACACCUUUUAUUGCUUAUUAGUUUUGAAUCCAGCAGUUGAUAGGUUUUAUAUUAAGGUAGAACUAACUUAUUUAGCUGUAAGAGAAAUCUCAUGUUAACUUUAAAACUCUCUGCUAUACAAUGCUAUAUCAAAACAUGGAAUUUGUAAAAUCUUCUAGUUUCUAAUAUUGCUCGAAAAGGUUUUUCUUACACAGAACUUGUUCCCAUUUUCUAAUACUGAUGCGUACACAUUCAGGACAAGUUGUCUUUCCUUUGUCAGUUUGAUCAGCUCUAUCUAGACAUUCUAAUCCUUGAUAUAUUCAAGUUGUAUUCCUAAAUGCUACUAUGGAGAGGAACUUCCUUUCUUCUGCUUAUUUUCAGCAUUAGACCAAUCUUAAAUUUACUCUAAGUGUUCAUUAAAAUUCCAUUGAAUAAGCUGACUUCCAAUCCAUCAAAACACAGAAAGGUCUCUUUUGUCUGGAAACCCGAAGAGCAAUUUCUGUAGCUGUAAUGACCAUCAGGUUUUUAAAUGCUAUAGCGGGUCACUGAAGUGCAAUAUUAUUGGGAAGUUUUCAUUUUAAAUAAACUUUAACCUGAGGCACAUCUGGAAAUUAGGGAAGUUGCUUACUUUCAGUAUUUCUGUAACACAAGGAGAAUAAUUGCAUAUACAGUAGCUGUUGUGUAUUAAAUUUAUUUUUAUAGAAGUUACAUCUUUUGUAAGAUUUGUCAGGGCCACAAGAGAACUAUUGCAGUCCUCUUUGACUGUGUUUGGCCAAAGACCUUCACCCUGCAGUUUCUACAUCAAACCCUAAACUUCCAUUGGAAUUAGCAGAUCAAAUAAGCUAUUUAUUUUCUAGAGUGAUAAUUUUCUAGUAAACAAUAAUAGAUUAGUAUUAGUGGUUUUAGUAUGGUCUCCUUAAUAAAGCACAUAUAAUUUAAAAAAAAAAAAACAAACAACCAAAAAAACCCCUCAAGUAUUUUACAUCUAUGUUUGAAAAAACAAGAGAUAAGAAAUUUCUGUGACUUGCUUUCACCCAGGAGAAGGAUGGUUACUAGAAAAAGCUGUUAGCAUUUUUUAUUGGUUUAUGAGAAGAAAUUGGUAUCAGUUUAUACUUAAGGUCUAAAUCAUCAUGUGCUGCAGCUUUGACUUUUUUCAUUAAGAUGUUCAGUCUUGAGCUUGGAAGACUUGAGGACUUUGAGGUUUUUUUUAUAUUUAAAAUGUAGAGCAGAGUUUUAGUCACUAAUUCACACUCACAUUCUGCAUAUGCAUUUUGAAAAUAGUAUCAAAAAAUUCUUAUUCAAAUAGAAGGAAAUGCAACUCUGGAGGCUACAAAAUAUGCUUUUAAGGUUUAUCUUGAUUCUGUAUUAUAUGGUAAAGCAUUUUAAAGCUCAAGCUUUACUGUUUGGGGUUUUUUUUACUUCAGGACAGGAAUUGCUAGUUGGAUAAAAUAAAAAUUAAAAUGCAAAAGCUUUUGAAAUAUCAAAUCAUAUGUAUACCGAAAAUCAUCAUCAAAAUGUUAAUGUUUGUAAAAAAAACCCAAUGCAACUGUCUGAUUUUGUAUCACAUAAACAAUGAUGUUCUUAAAUGUAUGGUAAUUAGAAUAAUAUGCAAGAAAAUAUAAUUUUGUAAAUACUUUUAGCUCUAACUUGAACUGCAGGAUCAGUGUCUGAAAUGGUGCAUCUUCAAGCAACAUUGUACUUGACAGGUGUAGCAUCAGUGUUGAAAUAAUCAAUAAUUGUGGGAAAUAACUGUCAUGUAUAUGUUUAAAGUGCAAUAAAGGGUUAAAUUUCUGUUGGAA